Messenger RNA from Dacryopinax primogenitus, 640 nucleotides. RefSeq lists its product as uncharacterized. The record is from RefSeq and is a predicted model, not a curated record. The transcript has 2 exons. Bases 140 to 322 code for a protein of 60 amino acids. NCBI's taxonomy places the organism in Eukaryota, Fungi, Basidiomycota, Dacrymycetes, Dacrymycetales, Dacrymycetaceae.
UGCUAUCUCCUUCACUACUGCUCAGCGAGCAACCGCCAUGUCAAUCCCCUCUUUGUGCGUGCUGUACACGCUCCCGCCUCACGGUUCACCCCGCAUCGCUCAACCGAACAAUCGCCUGGCCGUCUGCUUCCGCUCCUCAAUGACUUAUAUACAGUGUGGACUUCUCCUUUUGCAGCGCCCACCGCCCCCUUUCAUCCCACUGCUCUGGACCGUGAACAGCAUGUAUCGUCUAGCCCGUCACCUCCGUCUCAGCAACCUGCAUCACGACCUUCGUCACGACCUCGCACCGAUCAUACAAUUCGCCUCCAGACGUUCUCUGUAAGCUCCUCGGAGCGGUCUUACCUCCGCCGGUCGCUAUUCCUACCCCAGCAAUGCGAACGACAGCGCGCAGCCGCUCAUCCCAAGAAUCCCACAUCGUUCGACCUUGACUUCCUGCUCUCACCGACAUCACGCUUGCACCCACUCACCUGCUCUCGAUGAAGGCACUCCGAUCGUACACUACCCGCACAUGCACACUCGUACUACUACGCUUCACCCUGCAUGGCAAGUCUCUCCCUCUUUUCGCUGCCGAAGAGCUUUGGCCCACCGAACAUACCCAACUUCGCUGUUCACAAGGCUCAAUCACACUGCGACCCAUUCC